Anopheles marshallii is the source of this 630-nucleotide messenger RNA. RefSeq lists its product as uncharacterized. NCBI's taxonomy places the organism in Eukaryota, Metazoa, Arthropoda, Insecta, Diptera, Culicidae. The transcript is spliced from 2 exons. The record is from RefSeq and is a predicted model, not a curated record. Bases 1 to 630 code for a protein of 209 amino acids.
AUGAGCUACACGGCGGAAGAGAAAAUUAAGCUCGCGGGCGAAGACUCGAAGGAUCGACUGUACGAGGCGAAGCAGAACCAGAAGGCGAUACGCAUCCUUACGGUAGCGGCGUACGUGCUGUGCGUAUCGCUUGUCGCCAUCAUGCUGUCGCUGUACUACAUCUUCUUCUGGGAUCCGAGCACAAACCCGAUGCAGCAGAAAACGCAAACGAUCGAUACCCUUAUCAUACCGGAUCACUUGGCAAUACGGUUGGCGAAUCGUAGCGAGGUGCCAGCGAACCGCUUUUUCCACAGCUUCUACCAGCAUCUGGUGCAGGAUCGGGUCGUUAAGAUUAGGAAGGAGGUGCAGAUCACGGAGUCGACCAACCUGACCAGGCUGAUUGAGCUGUACCAUCAGCAGCAGCAACAGUUGCGGCAGCGGCAUCCGGAGAAGUGGCCCCGAAAGCACGGAACCGUCGGUCAGCUGGCUUACCAGGUGCAAUCGGAGCAGCAGGGUUCGGUUAGUGACGGUCCCCGGCUAAAUACGGACGAGGACGAUGGUAGUGAUGAUUAUGAGCAGAGCGGUAACUACGAGCUGUACUCCAACCACACCACCAUCCAGCUCGAUGCGGACGAAACGGAGCAACAGUGA